AUGAAAGCCACGGAGGCAUUCAGCGAAUCCGAGGUCAUUCACGACCUUGAACGGGGAAAACACAGCAACUACGCUCCACCCCCUAACGACCAAGACUACGAUUCGGACUCCAUCCCUUCCGUCAGCGACUUACAAAGGACCAUCCGCUCGACCCUAGGCUGGUGGAAAGAGGAGUACAUAUACUGCGCAAUCUGUCUUGUCGCCGCCACCGGUCUUGUCGCCCUCCUCUACGAGUUCGACGGGGAGCUAGAGCCUCGAUUUGGGGCUGGCAAUGGCCUGGGCUUGAGCACUGUCAUCAUUGCGGUCAUGACAGUCUACCGCAUUGCCCUCAGUUCGAUCGUCGAGACAGCCCUCAGUCAAGGCGCCUGGAUAUGGGUGUCUGCCGCGCGACAGGAACAUAGCCACCUUGCGUGUGUCGGCGCUGGUAUCAUCAUCCUGAUCACCGGGUUCGAAACUUUCUCCCAGCAAAUGGUCACAUUUGACGAACUCCCUAUCGCACAAGUUAACAUGACCAAUCCACCUGCACCGCCAUCACCAAGAAACUUGGAUCUAGGGCUUUCAACAAAGGCAUCCUUCUACGAUGGUAUCAUGGCAAGCAGUAUUUUGGAGUCUCCUGCUUUUUGUGGGACUGCAAAUUGCACAUGGCCGACAUUUCCUACCCUCGCGGUGUGUGGUAACUGUACCGAGGCCACUUAUCGAGACGAUCUUUGCCCUCCAGAGAAGGGUUGCACGUAUACCAUGCCCACUGGCACUUCCAUUACGGCACCCAGUGGUGAUUCAACCGGAUAUAUUUUCACUGUAGUAUCAUCAGAGAACGUAUCAAGCUCUGGCUCGUGGGCGUAUUUCUCCAAAUUUGACAUAAUGUCGGUUUCGAAAAGUCGCGCAUCAACUUCGGUAGAGGCGUACCAGUGCGCACUCUGGUUCUGUCUGAGAAGCUACGAAGUGUCCGUCACAAAUGGACAACAAAACACGAGCAGCACCGGGAACUGGUCCGAGGUCGAGUUUUCUGCAGCGACCAGCGCCCACAACGAUGAAUAUCACUUCAUUGAUAUUCCAGCAGAGAUGAAUGCGGUUCCUAGCACGCGUUACAGUGUUCCGCUUGAAUCAAUCGAAGUCCUAGAAGGUUUUAUGGCAUCCAAAAUGACCGGCAAUUCCUCAAACAUCGACAAUCGAGCGGAUUACAGCUCGGACUGGGUUCAAGCCAUGCAAAAUUCUUCCGCAGACUUGCCGACGUGGAUGAUAAGACUGACAUUGAGCAUAACGAACGAUGUCAGAAGCUCCGGUUCUGCAGAUCCUAAUAAUAGGGGUAGCCAGUACGAGUAUGCUGGCACAGCCUAUAUUCAAGCCCCCCACCUUCAGGUGAACUGGCUUUGGGUCAUAUAUCCACUGUCCUUGAUGAUUCUCGCAUUUCUGUAUUUGGUGCAAACUGUUUGGCGAACAGCUCGAGACCAUGUGUCGGCAUGGAAAGGGGAUUCGCUGCCAAUGCUCUUCGCACACAUCGACAAAGGCAUUCAUCAAGUAGUCGCGGAUGGGAUGGAUGUGCCAGGCGGCUUGACGGAUCGUGUCGGCCGUACACAAGUCGAGUUGGUCCGCAGGCAGAAUGGGCAGUGGCUGUUCAAAUUACCCGAGAGGUGCCCUGUCCCUAUUUUCUCCUAUAAGAUUCUCACAGUAAUUAACAAACAGAUAUCGCCUGCGCUGUGCUGUACUGGUGUACUUGUGACUGUUUAUGUAUAA
Molecule: messenger RNA, 1734 nt
Organism: Truncatella angustata
Lineage: Eukaryota; Fungi; Ascomycota; Sordariomycetes; Amphisphaeriales; Sporocadaceae
Exons: 5
Coding region: 1-1734 (577 amino acids)
Source: RefSeq, a predicted model, not a curated record